CCUCUUUUAUCAGCAGCCGGUGUGUUGUGACGCAGGCCGCAGCACGCACGGCGGACUUUGGCUCCUUCAUUGACGCGUAGAAGACGUGGAACGCCGACAAGUCCACCAUGUUCUCCUCCAAGUCGCUCAAAAGUCCGGCAAAGUACGCGUCGCCGCCGCCGCCCGUGCCCGCGGAGCACAUCCGCAUGGUGGCGAGUGGAUGCGAGGCGCGAGGCACCUGUGGCGGGCACGCGCAACAGCUGACUGGCGUUGAACGUGAGAAAACAGGCCUGGAUAACUUGGCUUACGAGUAUGGCAGCCAACGCCACCUCGGCCCUCCGAUCAAAACCUCCACAGAGACCUUUAAUCUCCUGGGCCUGGACCCGGACCACCCGAUCCACGCCGUCGUGGAGAGCCGGAUCUCCGGGCUGAGCGGCGUGCUGGCUGUCCGCUCGGCUUCCCCCAGCCGGCCGACAGAAGUGGACUAUGUGAGCUCGCUGACCACGGCCGCAGAGAUCGCCCUGGAGCUGCGCAGGAUGGGCUUCCACGUGGAGUCCACGGUGCGGGUCGGCGUGGACGGCAUGCACUGCCAGUCCUGCGUGGAGUCCAUCCAGCAGCAUGUCGGCGCUCUGCGGGGGGUCUCGCGCGUUGAGGCGUCGCUUCAAGAAGGGACGGCUCUGGUGGUCUUCCAACCGCUCCACGUCACGCGCCAGGAGCUGAGGGACAAGAUCGAGGAUAUGGGAUUCGGAGCUACUUUGCCAUCUUCAGAUGUCACCUGGCAGGCGGACUUAAGCCCGACGGCGGUUGUCUGGAUCGCAGGCAUGACCUGCCAGUCGUGUGUGCAGUCCAUAGAGGGAAGCAUCUCUCAGAGGAGGGGGGUCCACUCCAUAGUGGUGUCACUGAAGGAUGGAAAGGGAACAAUAAACUUUGACCCUGAUCUCACGGGGCCGGAGCAUCUCAGGGUAGCUAUUGAGGACAUGGGCUUUGACGCGUCACUUGAAGAACCUGGCUCAGCCGUCAGGAAUCCGGAAGAGCCCCUGAGCCGCGAACUUAGUGACCCGUCGGACUGGCAGUCGUCUUGCAAACUUGGCAAUGGCGCCGGAUUUCUGUCUUCUGACUCCGGCCAGCGAUCCACCACCAAAGGGCAAAAGUGCUAUGUCAGCGUGACGGGCAUGACGUGCGCCUCAUGUGUGGCGAACAUUGAAAGGAGCCUGCUAAAACAUAAAGGGAUCAUCUCAGUUUUGGUGUCGCUGAUGGCCGGAAAAGCAGAGGUAAAAUAUGACCCAGACGUUAUUGAUGCUCCUGAUGUCGCUCGGCUCAUAGAGGACUUGGGUUUUGGCGCCAGUCUCCUUGAGGACAACGUAGUCACACAUGGGAAACUGGAUCUGAAUAUAACUGGGAUGACGUGUGCAUCAUGUACCCACAAUAUCGAGUCCAAGCUCACUGCCACCAAAGGGAUCUUUGGCGCCUCUGUGGCCUUGGCUACCAACACAGCACACGUCCAGUUUGACCCCGAUGUGAUCGGAGCUCGAGAUAUAAUCAAGAUCAUUCAGAAUCUUGGCUUUGAAGCCAGCCUGAAGAAGGCGGGCAUUAAAAACAAUCUUGGCCACACAGAAGAGAUUCAACAAUGGAAAAACUCCUUCCUCCUCAGCCUGGUGUUUGGCCUGCCUGUCAUGGGCCUUAUGAUAUACAUGAUGGUGAUGGACAGUCAGCACCAACAACAUGGAGGCUCCAUGCCAGAGGAGCAGAACCUACUGCCCGGGCUCUCCAUCCUAAACCUGGCCUUUUUUCUUCUCUGUACGCCGGUCCAGAUUUUCGGAGGCAGGUACUUCUACAUCCAAGCGUAUCGCUCGUUGAAACACGGCAGCGCCAACAUGGAUGUGCUGAUCGUGCUCGCCACCUCCAUUGCCUACAUCUACUCCUCCGUGGUGCUGAUCGUGGCCAUGGCGGAACAAGCCCGGCAGAGCCCUGUCACCUUCUUUGACACGCCGCCGAUGCUUUUUGUGUUCAUCGCACUCGGGCGGUGGCUGGAGCAUGUGGCCAAGAGUAAAACCUCAGCGGCUUUGGCCAAGUUGAUGUCACUGCAAGCCACAGAUGCGACUGUGAUGACCCUGGGGCCUGACCACUCCAUCAUCAGCGAGGAGCAGGUGGUGGUGGAGCUGGUGCAGCGCGGCGACAUUGUGAAGGUGGUCCCGGGGGGGAAGUUCCCGGUCGAUGGUAAAGUGAUUGAGGGAAGCUCCAUGGCGGACGAGUCUUUAAUCACAGGUGAGCCAAUGCCGGUCAGUAAGAGGGUGGGCAGCCUGGUGAUUGCUGGCUCCAUCAACGCUCACGGCGCUCUUCUUGUGGAGGCCACACAUGUUGGUGCUGACACCACACUGUCACAAAUAGUACGACUGGUGGAAGAAGCCCAAACAUCCAAGGCUCCCAUCCAGCAAUUUGCUGACCGACUCAGCGGAUACUUUGUGCCUUUCAUUGUCUUUGUCUCCUUGCUGACUCUGGUGGCGUGGCUGGCAGUCGGCUUUGUCAACUUUGACAUCGUGAGGGAUAACUUCUCGGGUUACAACACCAACAUUUCCAAGGCAGAGGUCAUCGUCCGCUUCGCUUUCCAGGCCUCUAUCACUGUUCUUUCCAUCGCAUGCCCCUGUUCUCUCGGACUGGCUACCCCGACCGCGGUCAUGGUGGGCACCGGGGUCGGCGCUCAGAGCGGCAUACUCAUCAAAGGAGGCGAGCCACUGGAGAUGGCCCACAAGAUUAAUGUGGUGAUGUUCGAUAAGACCGGUACCAUCACCAAUGGCGUUCCCCGGGUGACCCGUGUGUUGGUGCUAUGGGAGAUGGCCCGCAUGCCUCUUAGAAAUAUCCUGGCAGUGGUGGGCACAGCAGAGGCCAGCAGUGAGCACCCAGUAGGCAUCGCAGUCACCAAACACUGCAAGGAGGAGCUAACCACGGACGUGCUGGGUUACUGCCAGGACUUUCAAGCCGUGCCCGGCUGCGGGAUCAGCUGCCGGGUUUCUAAUGUGGAGCAUCUGUUGCUACAACAGAGCGAGGAGCGUUUCUUGUUGCCAGGGACAACCAUGGAUGAGAGUAGCCUAGUUGGUGCUGCAGAGAUCCCGAAUACAGGUGAGAUUUCAUGUUACUCCGUCCUGAUCGGGAACCGGGAAUGGAUGAGAAGGAAUGGCCACCAUGUCGGAGCAGAUGUGGAUUCCGCCAUGUCGAGCCACGAGGCAAAGGGGCAGACCUCGAUUCUGGUGGCCAUAGAUGGCGUACUGUGUGCCAUGAUCGCCAUCGCGGACACGGUGAAGGCGGAGUCAGCCUUGGCGGUGCACACUCUCAGCAGCAUGGGCAUUGAGGUGGUCAUGAUAACAGGAGACAACAGACGCACAGCUAAAGCCAUUGCUGCGCAGGUAGGGAUCAGGAAGGUGUUUGCAGAGGUGUUGCCCUCCCAUAAGGUGGCCAAAGUGCAGGAGCUCCAGGAACAAGGUCUGCGAGUGGCCAUGGUGGGAGACGGCGUCAACGACUCGCCCGCUCUUGCCCGCGCUGAUGUCGGCAUUGCCAUCGGCACGGGCACCGACGUGGCCAUCGAAGCGGCGGACAUCGUUCUUAUCAGAAACGACCUUCUGGACGUAGUGGCCAGUGUUGAGCUGUCCAAAAAGACCGUGCAGAGGAUACGGAUCAACUUUGUCUUCGCCCUCAUCUACAACCUCGUCGGAAUACCCAUCGCUGCAGGCGUGUUCAUGCCUCUUGGCCUGGUGCUUCAGCCCUGGAUGGGCUCAGCUGCAAUGGCCGCCUCGUCCGUUUCUGUGGUUCUCUCAUCUUUGCUGCUCAGAUUCUACAAGAAGACCUCAGUGGAGUUGUACGAGGUUAGAGCGAGAGGCGUGAUGCGGAGCCUGCGGUCCUCGCAGAUCAGCAUUUAUCCGAAACUGGAAGGCCGGGGUUGCAGUCCGGCUUCUUUGGAACAGCACAACGUCAUCCGCAUGCCACCGGUCGCCAUUUCCACUCAGACGCCAGUGCCAAUGAACUUUAUCCACAAGCAGAACCAGCCCGCCCUCCUUGAUCUUUAGACAAUGGAGAACCAUAGCGGACUUUAAUAAGUGUUACAUCUCUUGUAUAUUCAUGUAAAUAAACACUUUUAAUGUAAAACUCUGUUGUGUGAUAAGUUAUGUGUGGAAUAGAAUACAACAAUGAGUCUAGAACUGUGGUACGUUUACCAGGGGGCCCUAUCUAGUGGUACGCCAAAUACUCACUUGAUUAAAGUACAGUGUUUUAUUACCCUAUAUUCAAACAGUGUAACUGUUCAAACUGUGUGUAA
Molecule: messenger RNA, 4285 nt
Organism: Nerophis lumbriciformis (worm pipefish)
Lineage: Eukaryota; Metazoa; Chordata; Actinopteri; Syngnathiformes; Syngnathidae
Gene: atp7b
Product: ATPase copper transporting beta
Biological process (GO): copper ion import; copper ion export; intracellular copper ion homeostasis
Cellular component (GO): trans-Golgi network; plasma membrane
Molecular function (GO): P-type divalent copper transporter activity; ATP hydrolysis activity; copper ion binding
Source: RefSeq, a predicted model, not a curated record